Molecule: messenger RNA, 7005 nt
Organism: Anguilla rostrata (American eel)
Lineage: Eukaryota; Metazoa; Chordata; Actinopteri; Anguilliformes; Anguillidae
Product: probable phospholipid-transporting ATPase IM
Exons: 29
Coding region: 258-3884 (1208 amino acids)
Biological process (GO): phospholipid translocation; Golgi organization
Cellular component (GO): plasma membrane; trans-Golgi network
Molecular function (GO): magnesium ion binding; ATPase-coupled intramembrane lipid carrier activity; ATP hydrolysis activity
Source: RefSeq, a predicted model, not a curated record
GCAAAGUUUUGGCUCCCCCCCCAUCACACACACACCCAUUGUUCUAUGGGUAACGACUUCCUGGAGGGCUCAGUUGUGUUCCAGAGGGAGUGACAUGCUGAGCCUUCUCCUCCAGGAAACCGAUACUUUCGAGCUUCUGACAGAGACUAAACACAGGGGAGGCUGAAGAGAGCAGGAACGGCGUGAGAACGGAGAAGAGGGGAGAGCAGAAGCAGAGAGAUAAAUCAUGGUCAUGUAGGGGAGAGAAAAGAGGCUCGAUGAUGUCGUUCUUCGGGUUGAGCUGCGGAAAGAAGAAGGAGAGAGAGGAGGAGAGAUGUCUCAGAGCAAAUGACAGAGAGUUCAACCUUUCCUUCAAGUAUGCGACCAAUGCUAUAAAAACCUCCAAAUACAAUUUGUUUACCUUCCUACCACUCAACCUUUUUGAGCAGUUCCAGAGAAUAGCCAAUGCCUACUUCCUGUUCCUGCUUGUACUCCAGCUGAUUCCGUCCAUCUCAUCCCUCUCCUGGUUCACCACAGUAGUCCCUCUGGUCCUGGUGCUUUCCGUCACUGCAGCUAAAGAUGCGACCGAUGACAUUAACCGACACAAAAGUGACAGGCAUGUCAACAAUCGCAAAGUAAAGGUCCUCUUAAACGGAGAAUUGCGGAGUGAAAAAUGGAUGGACGUUCAAGUUGGUGAUAUCAUCAAGUUGGAAAACAACCAGUUUGUGACGGCAGAUCUGCUCCUGCUCUCCAGUAGUGAGCCUCUCAACCUGGUGUAUAUCGAGACCGCUGAGCUGGAUGGAGAGACCAAUCUGAAGGUGAAGCAGGCUCUGACGGUUACCGGGGACAUGGGAGACCACAUCCAGACGCUGGCGGCCUUUGACGGUGAGGUACGCUGUGAGCCACCGAACAAUCGCCUGGACAAGUUCACCGGCACACUGACGUUCAAGGACCACAGGUACUCCCUGGACAAUGAGAAGAUCCUCCUGCGCGGCUGCACCCUGAGGAACACGGACUGGUGCUUCGGCCUGGUCGUUUUCGGAGGCCCCGAGACAAAGCUGAUGCAGAACUGUGGGAAGACCACGUUCAAGCGCACCAGUAUCGACCGUCUGAUGAACGUGUUGGUGCUGUGCAUCUUUGGCUUCUUGGCGGUCAUGUGCACAAUCCUGGCCAUCGGAAAUGGCAUUUGGGAGCAGCAGGAAGGGUCAAAGUUUACCGUAUUCCUGCCCAGGCAAGACGGGGUGAACUCCGCCUUCUCUGGCUUCCUCACCUUCUGGUCCUACGUCAUCAUCCUCAACACCGUGGUUCCCAUCUCCCUCUAUGUCAGCGUGGAGAUCAUCCGCUUGGGGAACAGCUUCUACAUCGACUGGGACAGGAAGAUGUACUACGCCCGGAGCGAUACGCCUGCAGAGGCUCGCACUACCACCCUGAACGAGGAGCUGGGCCAGAUCAAAUACAUCUUCUCCGACAAGACGGGAACCCUCACCCAGAACAUCAUGACCUUCAACAAGUGCUCCAUCAACGGGAAGUCCUACGGGGAUGUGUUUGACUAUGCUGGACAGAGACUGGAAAUUACUGAGAAGACGGAGCGGGUGGACUUCUCCUACAACCAGUUGGCCGACCCCAAGUUCUCCUUCUACGACCACAGCCUGGUGGAGGCGGUCAAGCUGGAGAACCCAGAGGUGCACUCCUUCUUUCGCCUGCUGGCUCUCUGCCACACCGUCAUGGCGGAGGAGAAGAACGAGGGUGACCUUCUGUACCAGGCCCAGUCCCCUGACGAGGGCGCCCUGGUAACUUCCGCCCGAAACUUUGGCUUCGUGUUCCGUUCCCGCACUCCGGAAACGGUCACCAUCGUGGAAAUGGGCGUCCAGAGGAGCUACGAGCUAUUAGCCAUCCUGGACUUCAACAAUGUGCGCAAAAGAAUGUCUGUUAUCGUGCGUAGCCCGGAGGGGAAGUUGUCUUUGUACUGUAAGGGGGCCGACACCAUCGUUUUCGAGAGGCUUCACCGGUCAUGCAGCAAGCUGGCAGAAGUCACUACAGAGCACCUCAAUGAGUUUGCAGGGGAGGGGCUGCGGACUUUGGCCCUGGCCUAUAAGGACCUCGAUGAGGAGUACUUUGAGAAAUGGAGAGAGCGCCACCAUGAGGCCAGCACCGCUUUGGAUGAGAGAGAAGAGAGGCUGGAUGAGCUGUAUGAGGAGAUUGAGAAGGACCUGCUGCUGCUGGGGGCCACAGCCAUUGAGGACAAGCUGCAGGAUGGCGUUCCCCAGACCAUAGAGCAGCUGUCAAAGGCCAAAAUAAACAUCUGGGUUCUGACAGGCGACAAACAGGAGACGGCAGAGAACAUCGGUUACUCCUGCAACAUGCUGCGGGAGGAGAUGAACGAGGUGUUCAUCGUGGGUGCCAACUCCUCCGAGGAUGUGAGGGAGGAGCUACGGAGUGCAAGAUUGAAAAUGAAGCCUGGGGCAGAUGAAGAGCCAUUAAUCAUGGCUAGGGGAAUUCUGGGUAAAAAAUUAAAGGUGGUCCACGAUGAAGAAGUGGAUGGAGAGUAUGGGCUUGUUAUCAACGGACACAGUUUGGCCUACGCUCUGGAGAAGAGCAUGGAGAUUGAGUUUCUGAGGACGGCCUGCAUGUGCAAGACGGUGAUCUGUUGCCGGGUAACGCCCCUCCAGAAGGCCCAGGUGGUGCAGCUGGUCAAGAAGUACAAGAAGGCCGUGACGCUGGCCAUCGGGGAUGGCGCCAACGACGUCAGCAUGAUCAGAGCGGCUCACAUCGGCGUGGGCAUCAGCGGGCAGGAGGGCAUGCAGGCGGUGCUGUCCAGCGACUACUCCUUCGCCCAGUUCCGCUACCUGCAGCGCCUCCUGCUGGUGCACGGGCGCUGGUCCUACCUGCGCAUGUGCAAGUUCCUGCGCUACUUCUUCUACAAGAACUUCACCUUCACCUUCGUGCACUUCUGGUACGCCUUCUUCUGCGGCUUCUCCGCACAGACGGUCUAUGAUGAAUGGUUCAUCACCUUGUAUAACCUGGUCUACACGGCCCUCCCUGUACUCGGUAUGAGUCUGUUUGACCAGGACGUGAACGACCGCUGGAGCUUCCAGUACCCACAGCUGUACGCCCCGGGCCAGCUCAACCUGUACUUCAGCAAGACGGCGUUCGUGCGCUGCGCCCUGCACAGCGGCUACAGCUCGCUGGUGCUCUUCUUCAUCCCCUACGCCGCCAUGUACGACACGGUGCGCUACGACGGCAAGGACAUCGCCGACUACCAGUCCUUCGCCAUCCUGGCGCAGACCUGCCUGCUCAUCGCCGUCUGCAUACAGCUGGGUCUGGACAUGUCCUACUGGACCGCAGUGAACCAGGUCUUUGUGUGGGGUAGUCUGGCCAUGUACUUUGCCGUCACCUUCACCUUUUACAGCAACGGCAUGUACCUCAUCUUCACCGCCUCCUUCCCCUUCAUUGGCACAGCCAGGAACACUCUGAGCCAGCCAAACGUGUGGCUGACCAUCCUCCUGACGACCAUCUUGUGUGUGCUGCCGGUGGUGGCCUACCGCUUCCUGCUCAUCCAGCUAUGGCCAACCAUCAACGACAAGGUGAUGUUGAAGGUUCGGGAGGCCAAAGCGGCUCCGCCCCCUCCCCCGCCCCGCACGCGAAUCAGACGCACCAGCUCCCGGCGCUCCGCCUACGCCUUCUCUCACGCCCAGGGCUACGGCGACCUGGUGACCUCAGGGCGGUUCCUCCGGCGGCCGCCUCCCCCGCGCCGCUCGGCCGGGUUCAGCCCGACAGGCCGGGCCACGGGCCUCAUCCACGCGGGGCGCUCUGGAGGGUACAGUCCCACAGCUCGGACCCAGAACUCCAGGGAGCCCGAAACCUCGCUACAGAUGUACCGGGCUGUCAGGGAUCCAGUGUCCUGAACUCCCAUCCAGGGAACCAUAGCCAGAUACCGGCUCUGAACCUGUUUACAUUAGGGGAACUGUGGGAGCAGACACAGCCACACACAUACACACACCCACUCACACACACACAAGCAGAUACAUAUGCACACGCACACCCACUCACACACACACACACAAACACACAGAUACAUAUGCACUCUCUCACACACACACACACAGACUGGGAAUGAAUCGGUUUCAUGACUUUUUUAUGCAUUUGGGAACAAUGCUGCCAUGAAACAGCAAAAACAAUGAGAACCCAACUUACAGCACUGCCACUGUAAAGAAACUGACUAUUAAUUAAAGACCUGAGACCUACCACUGACACCAAAGUGCUUAAUGCAGCCCCUCAGUUACUUUCCAACUGCACUAGAAAAGAACAAUAACCCUCAAGCCUUCGCUUUAUUGUGGCUGUAGUUUAUUGAUGUUCUAUCAAACUGUCUCGAUGUGGAUGAAAGCAUUUACCAGAAGCCUUUGCUGAAAAGGAUAAGACGUGGUGCAAUGGGAUAUGCUGCGAAUCCAUCAUUACAUCGCCAUCCAAAUGGAGUAAAGGCAAUAGGAAGGCCCCAUUUACAAAGAAAGCAGGUGUCAGACGUUGGAAAUGGCCCUUCAAAAACACUGCAUGCUGUCAACGAGCUCAGUUUAAAAUGGUGCCUGCAAAGGGUCCUAAUCUCUGCCCAGCACUGCCCCAGUAUCGGUUUUUUGGUUACCUGCUUGAAAACCCCCCUGCUGCACGUUGGUCAGACUAUGGCUACAGCGAAGUCCUUUAGCCUGAACACUAAUGAGGAUCUGAUGGCGCACUCUGGAACGUUCCUGCCUGUCUUUCCUCUCCUCUCUCUGCCUUUAGUCGUGCGGGCAAACAACCUGGACGCCUGUAAAGGCCCUUUCUCUCUAUGCUCCCUUUAGCAUGUGUCAGGUGUGUCCACCUGCAUGUGCCUCGGGGGAUUAGCGAGGAAUGAAGAACUACUGAGAUGCUGUGUGGCGCAUGGUGAACGUCCCAAACUGGCUCCAGUGUUCAGUUCUCAGCAGUUGUUGUUUAAACAAACACUUCAGGAGAGGCAGUUAUGGGCAUAACUGGAACAAUUGCACAAAGGCUUAUGUCAAUAUGAGGGGCAUAACAUUUUAAAUGCCAUCUGAUGUUUUCAGGAAUUUCUGGUUGAAGGAUUUACAGUGAACUGGUUAUCUCUCCCGUUUGCAUGGAGAUGAAUGAGUAAUCAGAAAGUACUAUUUAAUAACUCUCUGCACUCAGAAUGAAGACAAACAAAACUGUGCAGAAACGACACUAAAUUACUUUUCCAUGUAAACACAUCUCCCAGGAUGCACUGGGGCCUUCCGUGGCAUUCUCCAUUACCUUUCCCUAUGCAGCUAAUGGGCCUGUCUGGCUGUGUGUCUCUUAAUCCUACAAUUUCCAAUCACAAAAAUGCUGAGACACGCCAAGGACAUUUCUACGACCAACACACAGUGCAAGUCAGCUCAGUCUGAGGAACAUUGUUGUUGUUAUUUUUACCUGCGGUUGUUACAAGCUGCUAAAUGUAAAUUCACAGUCACAUGGACAGGCAGGCCCAAUACAACUCAGAUGUUUCAUGACCAGCUAUUUUUUCCUCUUCUGUGACACUCAACCAGCAUGUUCACCUUCAUUCCCACGCUCAGAGAACAUUGUGCACAUGUUAUUUGGGAUGGGAAUGGCUCACACAUGACUGUGUGUUCUUUAACUGGGGUGGGGGAGUUGUGUGCAAUUCCAAGUCUGUAAGUGGGAAAAAGUGUUUGUUUAAAAAAGUGUUUAGGAAUUAAGGCCGUUUUUCAAUGAUACCAAAGAUGUGAUUUUUCUUACCUUUGGAAAAUUUGUUCUAUACUUAAUUGUGUUUUUAAAUGAAAUCAGAGGCUCCAGUCUUUUUAUGUGACUGCUUUAAGCAUUUUUUCCUCUGUGAGCCAUCCGUGUUAAAUUCCUUAAAAAAUGGAAUACCUUACGAUGUAUUCAAAAUAAGUGGAUUUUCUAGAAAAUAUAUUGAAAAAUAUAUUUCACAGCAAUACAUUUUUUUUUUUAAAGAUAUCAAUAUCUGAAAGUGCCAAACAUUUGUGUAUUUGCCCUUAUAUCAUGAUGUGUGGAAAAUGAUUAAUUAGAAAUAGUGUGGCAAUAACAUUUCUGAUCUGUAUGAUACAUUUUAUUUUAAUUUAUUGCUGUAAAUUCAAUUUCCACAAGGGAUAACAUAGAACAGCCAAAGACAACAUUCCUCUAGGCGUGGUGUUCUACGCAGGUGGGGGUGACCCUAUAUUCCCAUUUGGAAAUAGUGAAAAUGAUGGAGAGGGUUUGAGAACACAGUGAACACGUGACUACACACUGUACAUGUCAGCCAGUCUCAGCCAGGUUGUGAAUAGUAUCUUCUCCCUAUACAGAUGCACAGAACUGUAGUCAAUCUCAGUCAAUAUUGCGAUAAAAAUUAAUGCUUUUCAAUGUCAAUGUAAAGGGAACGUUUUUCCAAAUAUGUUCGUAUGUUUGAAAAAAAAAAAAAAAAACACUGCCAUUUAAGGAGCAAAAUCUAUAUUGAAGUGACUGUUUUGCUAGUGUUGUCCAACAACAUCCACUAUGUCCUUGUGAACCUGCCAUAAAAUUCCGGUAGCAAGUUUCCAGGGUAACAUUGCGUUACAGAUGUCGAUGAAUACGGUAUACACUAAAAGAAAAUCAUCAGAGACUGUACACAAAGUCUAUAAACUAAAUAAAUGUUGUACUCAAUAGGAUAUCUUCGCCCAACCAUAUAUUUGUUUUAUGUAUUUCUGAUUUAUCUAUGCAGCUACUGGAACACAGCGAAUAAGAACUAUUAUUUGCAGUGACAUUUUUGUUUUCUUUCUUUAAAUCUGUAAUUUUCCUACUGUCAGGACCCUAUGCGUUUUUAUACUGUCCAUGAAAACACAUCCAACCUCCUUGUUUACUGUCAGCUGCUCUAUAGUAUGUUAAAGUUGAUUGGCCUGUGCUGUGGGACCUUCUUAGUUUACAGGUGUUAAUUAUGUUCUUACAAAAAAAAUGUAUCUCAAUUUCCAGAAUAUAAUUUCUGCAUGUACCUUUACCAAAGUGCCAAAUAAUAAAGGAUUGCUAUUUUUUGUA